GCUUCUGAGCUUACACUAGAUACAGCUGUGCAUUCAUCAUUCCUAGAUUCAGAGCACAGCAGGAGUCCACACUAUCACCAGACUAUCAGAGAAGAUGAUUUGCACCAGGAGGUCAAUCUCGCUCAUUUUGCUCCAUCUUGUAGCUAUCGCUACAGCCUUACCUCCUCUAGUCCGGGUGGCCCAGGAAGAUGUACGGUUUGGUGUACGUUUAUUCCAGGAGGUACUACAAGAUCACAAAGAGGGGAACUUGGGCUUCUCACCCUAUGGAGCAUCAUCUGCACUGAACAUUUUGCAGUUUGGGACAGCUGGUGAAACGAUGGAACAAAUCCGUAAAGUCAUGAACUAUGGCCUUCACGAACGGGCUGUGUAUGCUUCCCUUCGGAAACUAAGAGAAGAGAUAAGUCAAGUACAAACAGUCAGCGGAGAACCAAAGUCAGUACAUGUGGCUGAUGGACUCUUUGUGCAACGCGACCUUACUCUGACCCCUGGAUUCCUUCAAAGAUUCCAGUCCACCUUCCGGCGUCAUGUGACGCAAGUCAACUUUACUGAUCCAUCACAGGCCAAGGAUAUCCUGAACCAAUGGGUGGAAAACCAAACUGAAGGAAUGAUCAAAGACCUAUUGGGGAGCAACUCUAUUCCCCCACUGACACGCCUGGUUCUACUUAGUGCUGUGCAUUUCCAUGGCGCAUGGAAACUCCCAUUCCCAGAGAAAGCAACACGCCAGAGACCAUUUUACCGAAUGGAUGGGUCUCAGGUGCAAGUUUCUAUGAUGGCCAAUACUGGGAAGUACAACUACAGUGAAUUCCUGACCCCAAAUGGAGAAGAUUAUGAUGUGAUCGAGUUGCCCUAUGAAGGUGGAGAACUGAGCAUGUUGAUUGCAGCUCCAUAUGAGAAGGAAGUACCAUUGUCCACUAUCACCAAUAUUCUGACUCCAGAACUCAUUCAAGAAUGGAAGGAAACCAUGAAACCAGUGACCCGUUUUCUUGUACUUCCCAAGUUCUCUCUGCUCAGUGAGGUCGAUCUUAAGGCUCCGUUGGAACGUCUUGGUGUUAAAAACAUGUUCAGUGCUGAGACAGCAGACUUCAGCCGUCUGUCUGCUGAGAGACCACUCUACGUUUCUCAAGCAUUCCAGAAAAUCAAAGUAGAAGUGACAGAAAGUGGAACAAGAGCAGCUGCAGCAACAGCUGCUAUACUCCUCGCUCGGAUGGCGCCUCUUGAAGUUAUCAUGGAUCGACCAUUCUUGUUCAUCAUUCGACAUAACCCAACAGGUUCAUUACUGUUUCUGGGACAAGUCAUGGAGCCAUGAGUCCUGAGUCUAAUGAUAUCAUCUUUUACGACAAGUCCACCUCAACACCAACCAAGCAUUUCCAAGUCACUCACAGAAGAUGAUGACAUCAAUACACAAGGAUACGAAUCAAGACAUAAUAUGUCCCUGUCUUGGGAGAAGUGACAUCGGGGGUUGGGAAAUUGAAAAUAAAACGGGUAGUGUGCUAGAUUAGCUAAGAGUGAAUGAGUACCAAGAUGCAAUUGAAUGCAAGGAAGUAUGAGUUAUUGCUGUGUAAAAUUAGAGUAUGAGAGAAUCGUUUAGUACUAUAAAACUUUAAAGAAAUGUAAAUGUCUUUUUUUAUGAAUUCUAUAUUUAAUAAAUAUAUUUAUUUAUAUCUAA
This is a messenger RNA of Pelobates fuscus (common spadefoot toad), 1666 nucleotides long. It is a transcript of the gene SERPINE1, whose product is annotated as serpin family E member 1. NCBI's taxonomy places the organism in Eukaryota, Metazoa, Chordata, Amphibia, Anura, Pelobatidae. The transcript has 9 exons. The record is from RefSeq and is a predicted model, not a curated record. Gene Ontology annotation, biological process: negative regulation of vascular wound healing; negative regulation of plasminogen activation. Gene Ontology annotation, molecular function: serine-type endopeptidase inhibitor activity. Bases 95 to 1306 code for a protein of 403 amino acids.